AAGCGGGCGAGAACCCCCCUGGCAUUUAGUGCUCGACACACACGAUAUGUGCAAGCUAAAAAGGAGCCGCAAUCCUGUGGAUCUUCAGCCUUAUUUAUCAGCUCCCUAUGCACGCCCUUGACUCAUUAUGGGUCCUCAAGAGUUCGAACUCAGGUCGGUGGUUACCCUCACCAAUGAUCCAGAUGGUGAGCUUCAUCGACCACGGCAAUCUUCAAGCUUAGCAAAAGACAAGCAAGUCAUUCGCUACUACAAACGCUCACUAUGGAUCUUUGUCUUCUAUCUCCUGAUUCUCGUCCUACCGUGGAUAUUCACCUGUGUUUUGAUGGUCAGGCCCAUCAACAAGGAAUCAUACUUCAACCAGGCGGGAUCGAUAGCCCCUGGAGACGUGAAAAAUUGGCACAGAUCGCGCGUUACCCUCAGCUCUCUGACGGCACUCUCAGGUGUUAUUGGACUCCCAAUAGUUUCUGGCCUCCUUGCCCAUGGAGCGGUUGUCUACACCCAGCGUCGAAACUCAGGUCAGGAAUUGAGUGUCUUGCAGCUAUUUGCGCUGGCAGAUAGAGAAUGGCUAGACCCUCGAUAUCUCUUUAAACGCCCAAGCAAGCUUAAGAGCACGGAAAGUUCACUUUACCUUUGGCUGGCGACUUUUCUCAUAUUGAUUACCGCUAUCCAACCACCUAUACAAGCGAUCCUAGUCAAAGACGAAAGGAUUGCUAUUGUGACGUGCAAAGGGCAUCCCGCAGCGUAUAACAAUUAUCAUUCGAGAGCUUGUAAGUUUCCUUUCAUGGAUUUGAAUUCCCAGAUCAUUGCGUGGGACGCGGAGCCCAUAGAUCUGAAUUUCUGCCCACAAGACAUUGUCGUCAAGAAGACCAGCCAGAAGCUACUCAGCUCCGCCAAUAGCGAUAUCCAAACCAAUUUGUGGUCUGAUGAGGCUUCUCUUGGAAAAAGCCCAAAUUACUACACGGACAAUAGGCGGACUUUUGACUGGUAUUACCAGGAGUCGUCAUACGGCAAACGCAAACACCAAUAUUAUGCAUCUUCCGUUCCCAAUGGCACCGCUACUGGAGUCUAUCGACAUCACGCGGUCAGGAUGGACUUUACAGCAAACUGCCACUUAGCCAAAAACUUCCCGAAAGAGUGCAAGGGAGACAAACCAUUCGCGCCGUCUUUCUCCGAGGGUUGGCUGAAUGUCGAUAUUUGUGCCGAGGGAAGUUACGACGCUGUGGCUUGGAACACAAGUCGAAACAAACAAGAGCGCAAUGAGACUUUGUGGUUGUCUAUGAAAUGGGAUAUUCCUGAAGGUCAAGACAGUUCUGGACAAUUUCGAAAUAAUGAUAGCUAUGUCCUCAGAUGCGAGAGUGUCUCAAAAAGAGGGUGGUUUCAGCUCCCGAACAACGCAAAUGGAGGAAAUCCUGGGCCCUUACGUGACGAGUGGCCUUCGUGGAGGGAACUCAAGUAUGAGUUCAAUGAUUAUUAUAUCACUAGUCCUCGGUGGGAUAGCGAAUUUCCAGGCGACAGGUAUCCCGCCGCAGAAAUCACGGACGAAGAACUGCAAAACUAUCGCGAUAAAUCGAGCUACGCUUACCAAGGAGCCCUCGUGCCUGGUCCACUUAUGACGGUGGCUCUGGCUAUGUUUGGAAAUUCGUCAUUCUUUCAAGCAGCUGGGGUUGCUGGCCGCGACACUUACAACCAGACCAUCCACAACAUCUGUGACAACUCGUUGUUGCCAAUGCUUGGACUGAUGCCGGACACUUACAACAUGGGCUGGUGCAGUCCAUCCGUAAGAAACCGUAAGCAUAGUCUGGAAAUGCAGGAUAUGAUUUAUUACUAUUUCAACGGUCUCAAGAACGAAGAGGCCACCGAACAAGCACUCGAAAAGGCCAUGUUCUUUGCAAACGAAGCCCUUCUCACCACCGCCGCCUCAUUGCCCCAGAAGCGCCCCAUCUUCUACAGCCCGGGAACUGCGGUCAUGAAACCAAAAAAGGAUUUAUUAGCGGUGAUCAUUGUCACUACACUAAUAGGUUUUCAAGUUACGGCGCUUUGUGUGCUGAUGUGGUUCACACAGCGUGUCCCUACGUGGACGGAUACUCUUGAUGCGGAUGCUUUGGCGCAGAUCGGAGGUCAACUGAAGGAAUGGGGAGAGCCUAGACCGGAUCUGAGGCAAAUGAAUGGUAUUGUGGGAGUUGAUGAGACUCGACAUCAGGCCGGGACCUCAUCAGUCAGACUGCCGUUGGGGGAGGAUGCUGCUUUGCAGUCAGGGUCUGUACAUUUGACACUUGGCGGGGAGGGAUUGAUCAACAGAGGAGUGAUGAAGAGGAUGCAAGUAGAUACGACUACUGUGGUCGAAGCGUGAUGAAUCUGUUUGGCAAGUAAGUUUGAGACGGUUUCGAUGUUGGGACUCCUUUUCAAGAAUCUCCCUUAAUCUUAGUACCAAUCGAUUUAAUAUUUUAUCAGGA
This is a messenger RNA of Fusarium verticillioides 7600, 2453 nucleotides long. RefSeq lists its product as hypothetical. Lineage: Eukaryota; Fungi; Ascomycota; Sordariomycetes; Hypocreales; Nectriaceae. Bases 128 to 2350 code for a protein of 740 amino acids. The record is from RefSeq and is a predicted model, not a curated record. The transcript has 3 exons.